UAUAUAUUCUUUAUGCAUCAUUAUAAUCCACACUAUUUCAGUUAUGGCUCUGGCUUCUUCUCAUUACCCUCUCCUUACUAUUCCUUCCAAUUCUUCUGGAGUUAAGCUACCAAUAUUCCAACCUUUUGCCACAAACAGAACCGUUAUUUUACGUCAAUUACCUAAUAUUAUUACUUGCCGUGCUAUUGCCUCUGCAGCAAACACCAAAGGAUCGCUUGCCUUCAAUAGGACUCAAUUCCGCAAAUCCAAUCUGCACUCAAAUGGCAAAGUUCAAGAGUUUAGUGUUUAUGAGAUUGAUGAGAAUGAUCGCAACAGCCCUGCAUAUCUCCGGCUUAUGUUCAAUAAAGUCAAUUCUCUAGGUGACAUCGUUUCGUUCACCAAUAAGUUGUACAGCGGUGACAUGCAAACGCGGUUGGGAAUCACAAACGGUAUAUGCUUUGUGAUCUCUCACGAUGAGGAAAAUAACGGAGACCGUUACGAGGCCGUUUUCAGUUUCUAUUUCGGAGAUUACGGCCAAAUUUCCGUACAGGGGCCGUACCUUACGUAUGAGGACAGCUACCUCGCCGUCACCGGUGGCUCCGGUAUAUUCCUUGGUGUGACGGGCAAAGUGAAAGUAGAGCAGCUUGCUUUCCCCUCCAAGAGAUUUUACACUUUCUAUUUGAAGGGAAGAGUUGCGGAUUUGCCAUCGGAGCUUUGCUGCACCGCUCUUCCGCCGUUCUCCACCGUUGAACCAACUCCGGCUGCCAUUGCUUGUGAGCCUGGGUCCACCAUCCCUAACUUCACCGAUUAAGUGUUCCUUAGAAAUGUAGGAUACUGAAAUCUGUGUUUUUUAUGUUUUUGUUUAUUGAUUAUAUUUGAUGAGAUGAUCGGUUUUCUUGGUUUGCGUCUUAGAUAAAUAUGAAAGAUGCUGAAAUAUUUGCCAAAUAAUGAUCUCAUGUUAUGUCUUUUUUAGCUUUUGUCAUUCG
Cuscuta epithymum is the source of this 965-nucleotide messenger RNA. The record is from the annotation of a GenBank genome assembly. Lineage: Eukaryota; Viridiplantae; Streptophyta; Magnoliopsida; Solanales; Convolvulaceae.